GACAAGUUUUAAUCAGUACGAGACACACGUUUCAACAUACAAUUUUAAAAAAUGGUCAAUCCAAGCACUACAUCUUUCGAACAGGACAACAUGGAAAUUUUGUGGCUGGACGGAAAUGACGCCUUAAUUGGUGUCAAGGCCUGCGAAGAAAUUACCAAACGGGGAAUUGUUUUCGUAAGAAAUAUAAAGUCGGAACAAAGUCUGACUGAAAUUUCUAAACACUUUGGACACGUAUUUAAUCCGCGACAUGGGUCAGAAAACGGGGUCGCAAACAUUCAUCCGGACCACACCCUGGAAGGGAAAGGCUACACCAGGACGGCAUUAUUGCUGCAUACUGACCGCAGUGGGAUGGACAACCCACCAAGAUUUUUAAUGACGACGGUCAAAAAACAAAGCAAAUCUGGUGGUCACAGCACGUUCGUCAACGGGAGACAUCUUCAAACCCAAAUUCUUUCCGAAGAUUCAAAACUUUUUAAAUUGUUACAAUCUUCUAAAAUGACCCAAUUCCAACAAGAAGAUCGAAGCUUUAAACCUCUUCCAAUGUUUUAUGGGGAGAAUAAAAUCCGAUGUCGAUUUGACGAUGGGAUAUACUUCAACCAUCUUUUGGCUGAAAAACUGCCCCAAUUGAUGCAUCAUUUGGCCAGACUUCAACUUCGGGAGGCAUUUAAAGAGGGGGAAGGCUACAUUUUGGAUAACCAUUGGUGGCUCCAUGGACGCGACGGUUUCAACGGGGACAGAGAAAUCCUGCGCCUUCUUAUUAACCCCUCCACGAAUCCCGUGAUUAUUGAUAAGGAAGGGAAAAGCACCCCAAAAUUGAUCCUAUUCGAUAUUGACGGGACCCUCCUAGAUUCGCAGGCGGUUAGCGUUGGAGCAUUUUUUAAAUGCAUGACACACGUCCUAAGGAAAGAAAUCACCUUGAAAAGUUCGUCCCAGGUCAACCUGCAUGGCCAAACGGAUUUAAAUCUUGUCUCAGAAAUUAUCAAGCUUCACGUGAACAAAAACCUGGAAAAUUCUGAGGAAUUGGUGUUCGAGUUAAGUCAACAAUUCUUUAAACUACAUCCGGCCUAUUUGGAAAAUGAAAUUUUAGAAAAUCCUAUCAAAAUUCAACCUUGUCCUGGAAUUCUAGAACUAGUAAAAAAGAUACAAGAUUUAAAGCACUAUUGGGAAACAAAUGAUAUUCAUUUUGGGUUGCUCACUGGAAAUUCUCAAGUCAAUGCGUUAUCCAAAAUUAAAGCGGCCGGAAUUUCACAGCCAACUCUGAUUUUUGACAUGGAUAAGUCCGCGUUUGGGGACACUUACAAGAAAAGGAAUGAUAUGCUUCCAGGGAUUCUUGGGAGAAAUUCUUCCAAUGUUAAAUUCUCACCAGAAAAUACGCUAAUUGUUGGGGACACCCCGUUGGAUGUGGAGUGCUGAAUGGCGAAAAGGUUCUGGCGGUGGCGACAGGAUCGUACGAUUUUAAAAGUUUGAUGGAUCUACAGCCUCAUUACACACUUUCUGACUUGUCCGAUGUGGAUAAAGUUAUUCAGAUUUUUAAGGAUUUUUAAUAGAUUUCGUGAUAAAUGGCUAGUUUUAUGACAAGAAUAAAAUUUUUCAUAUGUUGCAA
Molecule: messenger RNA, 1603 nt
Organism: Folsomia candida
Lineage: Eukaryota; Metazoa; Arthropoda; Collembola; Entomobryomorpha; Isotomidae
Exons: 2
Coding region: 52-1413 (453 amino acids)
Biological process (GO): carnitine biosynthetic process
Cellular component (GO): mitochondrion
Molecular function (GO): oxidoreductase activity
Source: RefSeq, a predicted model, not a curated record